AUGAGACAAGCAGCCGUAGGCGAACCAGACAACCUCCUGGCUUCCCCUAUUGUCUCCUGGUCCAGCGUACAGCACUGGCGAAGAGCGCUGUCCCCCUCAACAGAACAUCCAGUACAUCCGUGGAAUGGGACAGUCUCCCGAGCGGCCGGCGUGUCUCUCAUCGUGGAUUGGCGGCAGACGGAGCAGAUCGAUGCCACUCUCGCCUCUGUGCACGCCACCAAUGAUCUGGCGUUUGUCCUAUUGGAAUUUCCAAACCGAAGGGGAUUGGACACUUCCAUCGCUAAUGACCGCUCUGUCUUUGUAGACAGUAACUGCUUCAAUACCAAACCAGCACCUUCUAUACAGUCCUUACAGUCCACCCCUGAGGAGAUUGGUGAGAGACUGGGAACGACGGAGCAGCUGUAA
Knipowitschia caucasica is the source of this 405-nucleotide messenger RNA. NCBI's taxonomy places the organism in Eukaryota, Metazoa, Chordata, Actinopteri, Gobiiformes, Gobiidae. The record is from the annotation of a GenBank genome assembly.